Molecule: messenger RNA, 2078 nt
Organism: Oncorhynchus gorbuscha (pink salmon)
Lineage: Eukaryota; Metazoa; Chordata; Actinopteri; Salmoniformes; Salmonidae
Product: inositol-pentakisphosphate 2-kinase-like
Exons: 14
Coding region: 175-1677 (500 amino acids)
Biological process (GO): inositol phosphate biosynthetic process
Cellular component (GO): nucleus
Molecular function (GO): inositol-1,3,4,5,6-pentakisphosphate 2-kinase activity; ATP binding
Source: RefSeq, a predicted model, not a curated record
AUCUUUUUUUUUUUUUUUGUAAAGUAAUUAACCAUCUGUGUUGUCACUGUCUUGGUGUCAGUAGCUGAAGUAAUUGUUACAGCAUUGGAACUUGUGGUGGUGUUGUUGUUGGCCUUGGAAAGUUGUUGGAGUUUAUACACAGAUACAUUUUUUAGGACAUCGCACAGUUGUGUUAUGGAACUGGAUAAAAUGGACGAGAACGACUGGAAAUACCACGGCGAGGGCAACAAAAGCCUAGUGGUUUCUCAUGUCCAGCACGCCAGAGUCCUUCGGCUACUGAAGUAUUCCACAGAAGAUGCUGAAAACUCGCCUAAGACAACAGAUCAAGCUUUCCGCCACAUACAGAACAUAGUUGACUAUAGUCAAAAUGUCAUGAAGCCACUGCUGGGGGAGAAAUUCGUCCACAAUGGAGAGGCUGUGAAGCUCCCAUUAGACUUUGUCCGCCAGCUGUCAUUGAAGGUCCAGCAGGAAAGGCCAGAGUCUCGCUGUGACAAAGUGAUGGAUACGUUGAGUGGAUGUGCCUUGUGUCUGCCUAACCUCACCCAGCUCUCCUCCUGCUGCUGCUGCAGAGAACACAGACCUCCUCUCUGUAUAGAGAUUAAGCCCAAAUGUGGAUUUCUACCAGCCUCUAGACACAUUACGAAAGACAUCAAGAGGAAGGUUGUGGUCUUCUCUCUAAAUAAACAGUUAGCCAAUGGAAAGUGGAAACGGCUGAGCCGGUACUGUCCCUUGGACCUGUUCUCAGGGAACAAACAGAGAAUGUCCCUCGCCAUCAAGAACUUGAUAGAAGAACCACAGAAUAACUUCAACAUUUUCAAGGGUGGAGAGUGUAUCUACAGCUGUAAUGAUGAUGCCGACGUGUUGCAGGACCUGGAUGAAUUGGCUCAGCAUCUACGACCAUACUUCCUCCCUAGUGGCAGCCUUCUCAACAGGCAGCAGUCUAGUAAAGUGGUUCUGCAUGAGUUGAUUCAGGUGAUCGUGAGCGCCCUGUUGAGCUCCUGGGACUGUCCUCGGUCAGGGCAGCUCAGGAAGACACACCUGUCUGAGGGCAGAGUGACGUGUGAGGCCAGCCUGCUGCACCGGGACCUGCUACGCAACGGUAACCACUGCCUACCCAAAGAUUGUGUCUUGGACAAAAUCCUGGGGACUCAGAUGUUGGAUAAUUUAGACAUUGAGGGUUUGAGCCCCCUUCUUAAACGAGUGGAACAGCAUCUACAAAUGUUCCCCAAAGAGAGAUGCAGGCUUCAGAUGGACGGGCCGUACAAUGCCAGCUUCCUGGAGAAGGUCCAGAACUGUCCCGUUGAAGACGACGGUUCCCUGGAAUACGCUGUCGGGAAGGUCCACCAGUACAGAGUUGCCAUGACAGCCAAGGACUGCUCCAUCAUGGUCGCCAUAGCAACCUGUGGGGAAGACGACGGGUUGGACGAGAGCCUGGAGAUCCAGACUACGAAGCCUCGUUUCACAUGCUCCGUGUCCAUCCUAGACCUGGACCCUAAACCCUACGAGAGCAUCUCUCACCAGAGCAGACUGGACUCCAAGAUAGUCAACCACUACCUGAGGAGGACACAGCCCAACAACCAGGAACUAGACAACCUGGAGGAACUGGCCAAUCAGAGCCUGUUCCUGGGCCGGGACAGAGACGGAGAGGAUUGUACUCUGGUGUUCCAUCCUGUAUAGCAACUCCCUCCGCUGCCUGGCCUUGUGCUGUCUGGCUGUUACCCCCUCCCCUGUACCCGGACCCUAACCCCCACCUCGUACCCCCAGACCAACCGCUGCUGUGGAACUGAAAUAAUGAUUUGAAUGAACUGAGAAACUUAUCCUUAUUUUGGAUUUGUGUUUUCUCUUUAAAAACUAAACAUAGUAUGGCAUAUGUUUUUGUUUUUCUAGACCUGGUAAAAAAUGAUUUUAUGACUACCGCUAGCUGCAACAGAAUACCAUCCCGAUACCAUGUUUGUCUCUGCUGCCAGUAUGAAGGAGGUCAGAGGUCGUUUCACAAGUCAACUAAUUAAAUGAUUUUAUGACUACCGCUAGCUGCAACAGAAAACCAUCCCGAUACCAUGUUUGUCUCUGCUGCCAGU